Sceloporus undulatus (fence lizard) is the source of this 3115-nucleotide messenger RNA. It is a transcript of the gene GLRA3, whose product is annotated as glycine receptor alpha 3. Bases 614 to 1984 code for a protein of 456 amino acids. The transcript has 9 exons. The record is from RefSeq and is a predicted model, not a curated record. NCBI's taxonomy places the organism in Eukaryota, Metazoa, Chordata, Lepidosauria, Squamata, Phrynosomatidae. Gene Ontology annotation, molecular function: extracellularly glycine-gated chloride channel activity; transmembrane signaling receptor activity; glycine binding. Gene Ontology annotation, biological process: regulation of membrane potential; chloride transmembrane transport; signal transduction. Gene Ontology annotation, cellular component: synapse; neuron projection; plasma membrane.
UGAGAGGAGUCCAGGGCUUGGAUCCCUCCUCCUUUUCCCCCUCCUCCUCCUCCUCCUCUGCCCUCCCUCUCCUGGAGUCCCUCAGUGUUCAGGAAUGUGGCGAGCCGGCUGCUGGCCGGAGAAGGAAGGCAAGGAGCUGGGGAAGCUGGCCAGGAGGUCUUCCUCCUCCCCCUGCUUUUCUCUGGGCUGUUUCUCCCCACCAUGGCUCUGCUGGACGGUGGGCUCUUCCCUUCUGGGAUCAGCUGGGUUUUGUGAAGGUACCGCCUGCUCCUUGCCCCCCAGAAGCCCCCCAUGCCUCUCCUCCAAGGCGGGGGCUGCUAGAAGGGUCCCCAAAGCAAAGGCGCCUGGGCUGCUGGAGUGGAGAUUAAAGGAGCAGCGGAGAGCGGCGCCCAGGAGCUCUCCAGGGUGCUGAAACCUGGCGGCUGAAGACCACAAAGCGGUCCGAGCAACUGAGGCGCACCUCAAGCGGCGCCGAGGAGCUCUCCAGGGUGCUGAAACCUGGCUCCUGGCGGACGGCGCUCAGGCUGAACUCUAUCUCCCUCCUGCUUGCUUUCGCCUUGGCUAUCUCUCCUCCCUCAUGACUGGCAGAGGGGCUCCUUGGAAGGGCUGGUAGAUGCCUCUCCAUAUCAUGGCCCGGAUCCCAUACCUGAGGGCAGUGGUGUCGGGAUUCUACCUGUGGGAAGCUGCCCUGCUGCUCAGUUUGGUGGCCACGAAAGAAACAGACAGUGCAAGAUCUCGUAGCAUGCCAAUGUCCCCGUCGGAUUUCCUGGAUAAAUUAAUGGGUAGAAUGUCUGGCUACGAUGCAAGAAUCAGGCCAAACUUCAAAGGGCCUCCAGUAAAUGUCACAUGCAACAUCUUUAUAAACAGUUUUGGAUCCAUUGCAGAAACAACUAUGGAUUAUCGAGUGAACAUCUUUCUCCGACAGAACUGGAAUGAUCCACGUCUUGCUUAUAGUGAAUACCCAGAUGACUCUUUAGAUUUAGAUCCAUCUAUGCUGGACUCUAUUUGGAAGCCAGAUUUGUUCUUUGCCAAUGAAAAGGGUGCAAACUUUCAUGAAGUCACAACAGAUAACAAGUUGCUACGAAUUUUUAAAAAUGGAAAUGUUCUUUAUUCAAUCAGACUGACUUUAAUACUCUCCUGUCCAAUGGAUCUCAAAAAUUUCCCAAUGGAUGUCCAAACAUGUAUAAUGCAGCUGGAAAGCUUUGGAUAUACAAUGAAUGAUCUUAUUUUUGAAUGGCAAGAAAAUGGUGCUGUGCAAGUAGCAGAUGGUCUCACUUUACCACAAUUCUUGCUAAAAGAAGAUAAGGAUUUAUGUUACUGCACCAAACAUUACAAUACAGGCAAGUUUACAUGUAUUGAAGUUCGAUUCCACCUCGAAAGACAGAUGGGUUAUUAUCUCAUUCAAAUGUACAUACCAAGUCUCUUGAUUGUCAUACUGUCCUGGGUGUCAUUUUGGAUCAAUAUGGAUGCAGCUCCAGCCAGAGUUGCUUUAGGUAUAACAACUGUACUCACUAUGACAACACAGAGCUCAGGGUCACGGGCUUCACUCCCAAAGGUAUCAUACGUCAAGGCUAUUGACAUCUGGAUGGCUGUUUGCCUGCUUUUUGUAUUCUCGGCACUCCUGGAAUAUGCAGCUGUAAACUUUGUGUCAAGACAACAUAAAGAACUUUUGAGAUUUCACCGAAAGAGGAAGAAGAACAAGGAUGAUGACAUGAGAGAGAAUCGGUUCAGUUUCACAGGGUAUGGAAUGGGACCACCAUGUAUACAAGCAAAAGAUGGAGUAGCUCCAAAGGGGCCAAAUAAUCCAACUCAACCUGCACCAAAAACCCCUGAAGAAAUGAGGAAGGUGUUCAUUGAUCGGGCGAAGAAAAUUGACACCAUCUCCCGAGCUUGUUUUCCACUAGCUUUUCUGAUAUUCAACAUUUUUUACUGGGUCAUCUAUAAAAUCGUUAGGCACGAGGACAUUCACCAAAAGCAAGAUUAAGAUUUCCAGGGCAUAACAGUCUUGGUGGUACAGAUCAGUAUAAAUGUACUGAUAGGCUCACAAAGGGCAUGGAGGGGGUAAAUAAUAUUUGACUUGCUAUGCAAAGUCACAAAGAGAGAAGAAUGACAUCCUAUGAAGAUACAGUACUUGCUACAACAGUGUUUCUACUUGUUAUUAACUAGAAGUAACCUAAUUUUUCAAAGUAAAAUCACAACAUUCUAGACUAAAACUCUACUGCCAACAAAUUUAUACAUAGUGUUACAUAAUGGUACAGCAUUCUUUGAUGUUCCUUGCUACAAUUUUUAAUUCAAUGUAUUUUUCAAAUCUAUCAAAGGAAAUUCCAGAUGUCUUUAGACAAGUGCCAUACUAACAAAGUUGCUAUUACACUUUUAACUCUCCUUUAAAUUUACAAGCAAAUAUUUGCCUUCGUCUUAAUUCUGAAAAAUGUAGCUAUUUGUUCAAGAGAUUUCCCUUUUAAGUGAUGACGCAUGUUUUCUAGAUUUAAGGGUACUGUCAGUGGCUUUUCUAAUAAGCACAGGACACAUUAUAGGCUAUAGUUUACAAAGAGAAACUUCCUACAGAAUAUUUCAUAGUGAGGAAAACCACAAACCACUAAGUCAAUGAGAUCCCAUUGAUUUUUCUAGUCAUGCUGCAGUGCUAUUCUGAAAUAAGCCAUGUGCUGAAUUGAUCAAAAUCCUUUUUAAAAUAGUGUUUUUGAUUCCAGUGAUAGUUCCCAGCCGUGUCACAAAUUAGUAUAACGCAGUCCGGUGACAGUAUUUCAAUAAGCCAGAGAAGGAUAAUUAAGUUAACAAGUAUUGAAACUGUGGGAAAUUGAUGGAAAAAUUAUUGCCUACUAAUAUACAUACUCAUUAGAAAGUGCUUAUCCUUAAGAUCACUGCAACAUACUUCCAUGUAAACAUGCUUAAAAUUAGCCUGCAAGUUCCAUCCCUCACUGAUGGGGGAGAAAUGCAUAAUUGCCUUUUGAGACAUUUGUUUUCAGCUCUAAGCCAAAUCUCAAUGUAUUUUGGCAUAGUAAAUAUCCCAAAAUGCAUCCACAUGUUUGGUGUCAGAAUGGAUACAUAAGUCUGUUUUGGUGAGUCUUGUUCAAAAACUCCAAUGAGACCCCCCCCC